Messenger RNA from Fraxinus pennsylvanica, 1134 nucleotides. NCBI's taxonomy places the organism in Eukaryota, Viridiplantae, Streptophyta, Magnoliopsida, Lamiales, Oleaceae. The record is from the annotation of a GenBank genome assembly.
AUGGCAAAAACAGAAAUUCGAUUAAUCUCACAUGAAGAUGAAGAAGUUGAAAUUCAUGGAGAUAUUCUGGAAGCUGUACUCUCAUACGUACCAUUAAUCGAUUUGGUUCCAGCCUCCAGUGUUUCCAAGUCGUGGUGCUCCGCUGUGGCGUCCUCCCUCCGCCACCUCAAAAAGCCGAAGCCAUGGCUGAUCCUCCACAAGCAAACCACUCACUCGCCCUACACCGCCAUCACAUAUACAUACGACCCGUGUUCCAAUCAGUGGACCAAAGUAUCCAUGCCGUCGAUGAAUUUCUUCUCGGCACUCAAAUCUUCUCAAUCCAAUUUCCUUUACAUGAUGUCUUCUUCAAAGCUCUCCUUCUCGUUUGAUCCGUUGAAUUCAACAUGGUGUCACGUUGAUCCCCCGCUCAUGUGGCGGACGGAUCCGAUUGUUGCACGUGUCGGGGAUUCCGUGGUGGUUGCCGGCGGCGUUUGUCAAUUCGAGGACGAUCCAUUGGCGGUUGAAGUGUAUGACUUCAAUACACGUGCGUGGUGCACGUGCGAGUCCAUGCCGAUGACUUUGAAGGAAUCGGCAGCUUCAGCUUGGCUUUCAGUUGCGACUGCAAAGGGGAAACUCAUUGUUACAGAGAAACAAACCGGUGUGACUCACUGGUUUGACUCAGAGACGAAAUCGUGGUCGGUACCGUAUAAUCUGAAUCCGGGUCAACCCGUUGUCAAUUACUAUAUUGGGUCCUAUGACGACGAUUUGUUUUUGGUGGGUUUGUGUAAAAACGUUGAACGAUUCAAGAUUUGGAAAGUAAGUGCCGAAAAUUUUUACUGCGAACAGAUUGGAGAAAUGCCCUUUGCGUUUGUUGAGAAAUUGAAGAGUGAAUGUUUUGGAUUCUAUUCAAUAAAUGUUCUUGUGGCGAGGAAUUUCGUGUACAUGUACAAUUCGUGGGAGGUGGGGGAGGUAGUGGUCUGUGAACUGACAAGCGGCGGCGUUAACGGUUGCAGGUGGUGGAGCGUGCCAAAAAUGGUGUCUCGUGAUGGGAUGUUGAAGGAUAGAUUAGUUUUCACAUGUUCUGAAGUUGGGUUCGAUGAGUUGCAACGAGUUAUGAAGACGGAUAACUGGAAAUUUGAGGUAGUGAGUUCUUGA